ACCUUGCAAGUGCUUGCGAGCAGUGACGAUGUGUGGAAGCCCUGUUUGGUAGCUAAGCUUAUCCACGUCUGUGCGGCCCUGGUCAUGUCCAUGGCGAUCGCUGGCUUAAAAUUUGUGUGCAAACCCAAUGUACACCUUCUUCCCGCUCCAUUUCAGUGCAUUCGUAAGGUUGUGCCGAGAUAUGCCGCUUCCAUCGACGCAGAGGAAGUGAUAAAAGAAGAACUAAAUGUUUCGGUUCCUGAAGAAGGCAAGUGAAGGACUGAAUUUUUGGAAGUAAGAAGGGCCCUACAUGGAGGAAAUUUGAUUCCAAAGAACUUGGAAUUAAAACUUCAAUGAUCGCAGAUCCUACAAAAAAGGUUCUUAAUAGGCUGAAGAAAAAGGGAUAUGAUGUAUACCUUGUAGGAGGCUGUGUGCGGGAUCUUAUUCUAAAGCGAACACCAAAGGACUUUGAUAUUAUAACUUCAGCUGAGCUUAGAGAGGUGAUGAGAACAUUUUCAUGGUGUGAGAUAGUUGGCAAACGGUUCCCUAUAUGUCAUGUUCAUGUUGAUGAUACCAUUGUUGAGGUUUCAAGUUUUAAUACUGCUAGGCGCAAGUUGGGUGUGGAUGCUCAUGACAUUAAAGGACCACGUGGCUGUGAUAAGAAAGACUAUCUUCGGUGGAGAAAUUGUUUGCAACGAGAUUUUACGAUUAAUGGGUUGAUGUUUGACCCUUAUGCAAAAAUUGUAUAUGAUUACCUGGGAGGAAUGGGAGAUAUUAAAAAAGCUAAAGUGCGAACUGUGAUUCCUGCGAGUACUUCUUUUCAGGAGGAUUGUGCUCGCAUUCUACGAGGAAUUAGAAUUGCGGCCCGCUUAGGCUUUGGCCUUUCCAGGGAAACAGCUCAUUUUGUAAAAAAUCUUUCUUACUCAGUUUUAAGACUUGAUAAGGGUAGGCUUUUGAUGGAAAUAAAUUAUAUGUUGGCUUAUGGUUCUGCUGAAGCUUCUUUAAGGUUACUAUGGAAAUUUGGACUUCUCGAUAUUCUUCUUCCCUUUCAGGCUGCUUAUUUUGUUCACCAUCGAUUUCGUAGACGGGGCAAGGGAACGAAUAUGCUUUUGUCAUUCAUGUCCAAUUUGGAUACACUUUUGGCGCCUGAUCGUCCUUGUCAUAGUAGCCUAUGGGUCUGUAUCCUAGCUUUACAUAACGCACUGAGUGAUAAGCCGAGGUAUGCUUCAGUGGUUGCUGCAUUCAGUCUUGUGGUUCAUAAUGGUGGAGAUUUGUCAGAAGCAAUAAACAUAGCAAGGAGGAUCAACAAAUCACAUGAUGCGAGGUUUCCUGAAUUGUUAGAUCCAUUGCAUCUGGAUGAUGAGGAAUUAGCAGAAGAAAUUAUGGAUCUUGCAGAGUCUGUUAAAGGGUCGUUGUUGCAGAUGACAGAUGAGCGAUUUGUGUCUCAGGCCAUGGCUGACUAUCCUCAAGCCCCUUAUUCAGAUCUGGUAUUCAUCCCAUUAGGGGUUUACCUAAAAGCUCGCAGCAUCUUUGACUGUGUGACGGUAAGUGAUGCUGCGAAGAAAUUUGUGUCAAAGCGUGGCAGAAAAAUUAAUUAUGACUCUCUAGCUGCUGGUGACCUGCGGGAAGUACGGCAUGUUUUUGCAAGGAUUGUAUUUGAUACUGUAUACCCAUUACGCCUGGUUCAGGAACAGUCAUGAUUGAGUACAUCAAGGCUAGUUUGAAGUUUUCUUGGAAAUUUUGAGAAGAAUGAUGCAGAAUGCAAUUCUGUCGAGCUAAUCUGAUCAAUUUGGAAUAAAAUUAUGGUGAAAGGUCUGAUUCUACCAUUGGAGAGCUAUUGGGUUCCUGCAGAAAUGAUUAUCUUAGGUUCUAAUCCCGGCGAUCAGUUACGAGGCAAGGGCAAGGGGCUACCCUGCUAUGUUCAAUGUUACUGAGUAAACGUAAGCUAAAAGAAGGAAGCGUUAUAUUUUUGUAGUUUCAGAGUAGUGCAUUCAUUGAUAUGUUUUUGAUAUGCUUAUAUGAACAUCCAUCUCUUAGGUUAAGUCUCAUAAUGUAUUCAUGAAUCCAUUGUUGUAAAUUGUACUAAAAAAAAAGAUUUGUAAAGUGGCCACAAAAUAGAUUUGCAAAUAAAGUGGCCACAAAAUAGAAUCACUACAAGGAGGAGGCGGAGGGGACCAUUAUUGCUCCUUCAAAAGAAUGAGAAAUGACUACAUUCCUGACCAAUCAAAA
This is a messenger RNA of Prosopis cineraria, 2208 nucleotides long. RefSeq lists its product as uncharacterized. NCBI's taxonomy places the organism in Eukaryota, Viridiplantae, Streptophyta, Magnoliopsida, Fabales, Fabaceae. The coding region runs from base 333 to 1679 and encodes 448 amino acids. The transcript has 14 exons. The record is from RefSeq and is a predicted model, not a curated record. Gene Ontology annotation, biological process: RNA processing. Gene Ontology annotation, molecular function: RNA binding; nucleotidyltransferase activity.